AUGAAGGGUGUCGCUGCGGAUGAGGUGGCGAAGUUCGCUGCACUGCAGAAACACUGGUGGGAUCCGACAGGACCGCUGCGCUCUUUGCAUCUCUUGAACCCGAUCCGUGUGAGCUACGUGAACGACAUUGUACGGUCGUAUGCUAAGGCCGGCGGCAGCUUGACCGAUGCGUCGAUCGGUCUCCUCGGCAGCCACGGAAUCACACCGCAACAUCAAAUUCUGGAUGUCGGUUGCGGCGGCGGUAUUCUGGCCGAGAGCUUAGCUCGUAUUGGGGGCACCGUCACCGGCAUCGACGCCUGCGCUGAGUCCAUCGAGGUUGCGGAGAAGCGUCGUCAGGAAAUGGCUGCAAAUUUCGGUGCCUCCUCCUCGCCCUCCAACUGGUCCCAGCGGCUUUCCUACCGCCACGUCUCUCUCUUUGACAUUGUGGAGCAGGAGAAGCAGCAGUUUGACAUAGUCGUGGCGAGUGAAGUAAUCGAGCACGUGAGUGAUGCACGCGCGUUUCUGCAGGCCCUCUGUGAGGCGACGAGGCCUGGUGGGCUUCUCUUCUUGUCAACCAUAGACAAGUCACUGACGACUGCCAUCGUGUACAUCGGGGUGGCGGAGAUGCUCACAGGCUUCGUGGAGCCAGGCACGCACGACUGGCGGAAAUUUAUUCCGCCGGAUGACGUCACCGCGUUUGCACAGCGCUUCAGCGUGCGCAAGGUGGACCAACACUACAUCGUCACUUACCCUGAUUUCUUUCAGUCCGCCGUUUCGGGCGACUUCCAGGUAAACUUUUGCCUUUCGAAUAGCGUGAACACAGGGCAUUACUUCUGGGCAGGCCGUAAGUCCCCUCAGACAGAAGAGAAAAGGGCAACCAUGCCUCCUGGCGGAUGA
Molecule: messenger RNA, 876 nt
Organism: Leishmania braziliensis MHOM/BR/75/M2904
Lineage: Eukaryota; Euglenozoa; Kinetoplastea; Trypanosomatida; Trypanosomatidae
Product: putative 3-demethylubiquinone-9 3-methyltransferase
Exons: 1
Coding region: 1-876 (291 amino acids)
Biological process (GO): ubiquinone biosynthetic process
Molecular function (GO): 2-methoxy-6-polyprenyl-1,4-benzoquinol methyltransferase activity
Source: RefSeq, a predicted model, not a curated record